This is a messenger RNA of Myripristis murdjan (pinecone soldierfish), 1618 nucleotides long. RefSeq names its product class I histocompatibility antigen, F10 alpha chain-like. The record is from RefSeq and is a predicted model, not a curated record. Gene Ontology annotation, biological process: immune response. Gene Ontology annotation, cellular component: external side of plasma membrane. Lineage: Eukaryota; Metazoa; Chordata; Actinopteri; Holocentriformes; Holocentridae. The transcript has 8 exons. Bases 97 to 1194 code for a protein of 365 amino acids.
UCUAGUCGAGACACAAGCGGCCAGCGGGGCUGAGAGGAAGGUUUCACCGUUCAGACUUAUUGAUUUUUGGGAAAUUUAUUUCUUUAUCAAAUCAAGAUGAAGGAGUUUAUUUUGUUGCUCCUCUUCUGUCAUGUUGCAUCUCCGGUGCUUCACUCCAUGAAGUAUUUCUACACGGCUUCGUCUCAAGUCCCAAACUUCCCAGAGUUUGUGGAAGUCGGUUUGGUUGAUGAUGUUCAGACGGUUCACUAUGACAGCAACACACAGAGACUGGUGCCCAAACAGGACUGGAUGGAGAAGGUCACAGCUGAUGAUGCUGGUUACUGGGACAGUGAAACUCAGAGGUGUCAGAAUGACCAGCAGGUCUUCAAAGCCAACAUUGACAUUGUGAAGAAACGCUUCAACCAAACUGGAGGUGUCCACAUUGUCCAGAGGAUGUACGGCUGUGAAUGGGACGAUUUGACUGGAGUCACUAAUGGUUAUGAGCAGCAUGGUUAUGAUGGAGAAGACUUUUUAGUUUUUGACCUGAAGACAAAGACAUGGAUCGCUCCAACACCACAGGCUGUCAUCACCAAACACAAGUGGGACAGAAAUACAGGUCAAAAUGAGUAUUUGUACAACUACUACACCCAGGAGUGUAUUGAUUGGCUGAAGAAGUAUGUGGGCUAUGGGAGGAGCACUCUGCUGAGAAAAGAGCUUCCCUCGGUGUCUCUCCUCCAGAAGACUCCCUCCUCUCCAGUGACCUGCCACGCUUCAGGUUUCUACCCCAACAAAAUCAUGUUGUUCUGGAGGAGAGACGGAGAGGAGCUUCUUGAGGACGUGGACCACGGAGAGAUCCUCCACAACCACGAUGGAACCUUCCAGAAGAGCGUUGACCUGGACGUUUCAUCAGUCAAACCUGGAGACUGGGGGAGGUACAGCUGUGUGUUUCAGCUCGCUGGUGACGAGAAGGACAUCGUCACCAAACUGGACCCAAAAGUGAUCAAGACCAACUGGGGCAAGACUGAGAUCAAACGUGAUGGAGAUUCUCCCUCAGGUUUUCCCACUGGUGGUGUUGUUGGAGCUGUUGUCGGCCUGCUGGUCCUGGUGGCGAUCUGCAUCGCUGGAGUCAUCUUCUGGAAAAAGAGAAACAAUGGGUUUGAAAAAGCGAACACUUCGGAUGGUUCUGCUUCAUCUGAUGCGGGUUCAGCCUCUUAACUGAGCACAGGAGAAUCAGUGAAGAUAAGACGGAUGGUGGAUUUCAGGAAGUCAUCAAGGCAUCAAAAAAUAUUUUUCUUUCUUAGAGAACAUGUGCACUAAAUUGAAUCAAAAGUGCACAUUAACUAAACUUUUUUUUUUUUUUUUUUUUAAUUGAAAAAUGAUAUUUGAGAAAGUUUUAGGACAAAACAAAUUAGUUAAAAUUGCUUUGAUCCACUGGCCAAAAAAAAGAAAAUGUUUUGUAUUCAGGCUCUGUCCUUGUCUCUGCACUAUAGUGUGAUUACUAUCUAAUGCAGAUUUUCUUCCGUAAAUGAGAGACAGUCUGAAUUGGCAGAAAUAUGAAUGUACAUAUAAAUCUGUAUCAGUAACAUCAGCAGAGUAGGGCUGAGUGAUAUGGACAAAAUCAAAUAUCACUUUUUUUUUU